CGAGGGGGGUAAUCUUUUGUCAGGGGGUCAGGAUUUGGGAACAACACUGUCACUGUGUAGGCUGCGUUUACCAGCAAACGGCGGGAAAUUAAGCAUAUUUUAAAGAAAGCUGGCACGUUUCUUUAAGAUUUUAGACCUAGGUUUUAGAUUGUUUGAGAGAGCUGUCGAAACACCGGCCACACAAGCCCAUGCUCCAGCAGCGGCGCGCGUCGGAAGCAGCGGAGCGCGUCGUCAUCGCGUCCGCUCAUGCGUUCCGUUCAUCGGGCCGCUGUCUGUGAAGGAUACAGCUGAGUUUCACUUCUCUCUGAAAGAACUAGUUCAUCGGGAACGCCCGUGGAUCAAGCAGCAGAUUAAACUUUCAGUUUCGAUAUUAGCCGAUAACAGCUGCACUUACGACAGAUUUGUUUGUGCCACAUAGCUUCAGUUCGCAGAGGCAUUUGAGAUCGUUAAUGCGCGUCUCUUCUCCGACUGGCUUGGAAAUCGGUUUUACAUGUUGGAUUUGUUCAGAUAAGCGAUGAAGUCUGUGCUGUUUGCUUUAAUGACGGCCGUGAUCGCGCUUCAGCGGGCCGAAUGUCUCACGAGGACUUAUUAUAUUGCCAUAAAUGAAGAAAACUGGAAUUACGCGCCCAGCGGUCGAAACCUGAUCAAUAACCUGAGCAUUGAUCGAGAUGAACAUGCGUCAGGUUUUCUGGUGAAUGGCGCUACCCGGAUAGGGAGUAUUUAUAAAAAAGCUUUAUACAGGCAGUACACAGAUGAGACUUACUCCAGUGAGAUACCUAAACCUGCGUGGCUCGGCUUCCUCGGACCAAUCAUACGGGCCGAGGUCGGUGACGUCAUAGAGGUGCACAUGAAGAACAAUGCCAGCAAGCAUUACUCUCUCCACCCUCAUGGAGUUUUCUAUGAGAAGAAUUCAGAAGGAGCGUUGUAUCCAGACGGCACGGCUGGUGGUGAUAAGAGUGAUGAUGCGGUGGCUCCAGGUGAGAGCUACACAUACACCUGGCAGGUCAAACCAGAGUACGCUCCUACUGAAGCAGAUGCCCGCUGUCUCACCUGGAUCUACCAUUCACAUGUAGAUGCACCAAAAGACAUCGCAUCAGGGCUUAUAGGAGCUCUGCUCACCUGCAAGAAAGGCACUCUGGACUCUAAGCAAAAGCGCUCCGAUGUGGAUGAAGAUUUCAUUUUGAUGUUCAGUGUGGUGGAUGAGAACUUGAGCUGGUACUUGGAGGAGAAUAUUGAAAAGUUCUGCUCUGAUCCAGAUGCAACAAACGAACUUAAUAAUAGCACAGACGAGGAGUUUAGAGAAUCCAACCUCAUGCACUCAAUCAAUGGCUAUGUUUAUGGGAAUUUGCCUGCACUGAAAGUGUGUGUCGGACGUCCCGUGUCCUGGCAUCUCUUCGGCAUUGGUAACGAGGUGGACAUUCAUUCGGCUUAUUUCCAUGGGCACACCCUCGUGGAUCGCUUGCACCGCACAGAUGUGCUUAGUCUGUUUCCUGCCACUUUUGUCACCGCAACAAUGAUCCCGAAAACUGAAGGAAAAUGGUUGUUAAGCUGCCAAGUCAAUGAUCAUGUACAAGCAGGUAUGCAGAGUUUCUAUGAGGUCUCGGCCUGUGGCUCCACAGCCUCUGUAACCCUUGCUCCUGGCAAAGAGAGACCUUUCUACAUCGCUGCUGAGGAGAUGCUUUGGGACUACGCCCCUUCAGGGGUGAACUACAUGACAAAUAAACCACUUACUGAACCAGACAGUGACUCUGAAUCAUAUUUCAGUCGUGAUGGUGGUAAGCUGGGUGGAAAAUACCUGAAGGCCAGAUACAUUUCAUACACUGAUGACACAUUUACUACCAAAACACAUAUUGUGGGCUCAGAUGUGCAUCUUGGAAUUCUGGGUCCAGUCAUCAAAGCAGAGACUGGUGAUGUUAUCAUUGUGACAUUCUUUAACAAUGCCACACAUGACUACAGCAUUCAGCCACACGGUCUGCACUAUGAUAAGACCUAUGAAGGAGCAAAGUAUCAGGACGGUACUGAGAAAGCUGGAGCUUCUGUGGCUCCUGGUAAAAAGUUCACCUACCGUUGGAAAGUAUUGGAAGGUCCCUCCAGCAGUGAUCCUCCUUGUCUUUCAUAUCUCUACUUUUCUGCUGUUGAUCCUGUUCGGGACACUAACUCUGGUUUAUUUGGGCCCAUACAAGUGUGCAAGAAAGGUGUUCUUGAUGGAAGUGGCCAUCAGCAUGCUGACCAAAUUCAGCAUGAGUUUUUUCUGCUGUUCUCUGUGAUGGAUGAGAAUGAAAGCUGGUAUCUGAAAGAGAACAUUAAAAGGUUUGGCAGCAGUGAUUCAGAUGAAGCUAAUGAAGAGUUUCAGGAGAGCAAUAAAAUGCAUGCGGUGAAUGGCUUAAUGUAUGGAAACCUCAAAGGUCUGGACUUGUGUAUGUGGGAACACGUUAUGUGGCACAUACUUGGCUUGGGCUCUGAGGUGGAUAUCCAUGGGGUCUAUUUCGAGGGUAACACGUUUCGACGAGAUGGGAUGAACCGUGACACUCUCAGUGUCUUCCCUCAUACCACAGUGACUGUGACCAUGACACCUGACAAUAAUGGCCAGUUUGAGCUGAGCUGUCGUACAGGUGAUCACUAUGAAGCCGGCAUGCGUCAACAUUACAAUGUCAAGGCCUGUUCGACAGUGACUCCUGCACCAGAACAUUUCCCCUCCACAGUGCACUACUAUAUAGCAGCAGAGGAAAUGGAGUGGGAUUAUGCCCCAGACCGCACAUGGGAAUUGGAGAAACACAAAUUUACAAUGCUGAAAAGCCCUGGAAGUAUUUUCCUUGAACAAUCAGGAAAUCAGAUUGGUGGUAAAUAUAAGAAGGUGGUGUUUCGUGAAUACACAGAUGACACAUUUAACACAAGGAAACCCAGGCGUCCAGAGGAGGAGCACUUGGAAAUAAUGGGACCCAUCAUUAGAGCUGAGGUUGGUGAGACGAUUCAAGUUGUGUUUAAAAACAACGCCACAAAGCCAUAUUCUAUUCAUGCCCAUGGAGUGAAGACCAGUAAAACCCAUCAGGAUGGUGUUCAGCCAGGUGAUACGAUGACAUACACCUGGACCAUUCCAAAACGAUCAGGUCCGGGUCCCAGUGAUCCAAACUGUAUAACGUUUGCCUACUACUCCUCGGUCAGCUUAGUUGAGGACUUGAUGAGUGGUUUGGUGGGUCCACUGAUAGUGUGCCGCAAAAAAACCCUGGACACCAAAAGACGCAGAAAAGACAUUGAUAAAGAGUUUGCCCUCCUCUUUUUGGUGUUUGAUGAAAAUAAGUCCCACUACCUGGAUGAAAACAUAGAAACUUACAUGAAGGCAGACCCAGAAGAGUUUGACAAAUAUGAUGGGGAAUUUAUGGAGAGCAACAAAAUGCAUGGCAUUAAUGGAAAGUUGUAUGCUAAUCUCCAUGGGUUGAAUAUGACAGAGAAUGACAGGACCGAGUGGUACUUGAUAGGACUGGGGAAUGAAGUGGACAUGCACACUGUGCAUUUCCAUGCUCAGAGCUUCAUUUACAAAAUGAAUCAUUCUCAUCGAGCUGAUGUAUACGACCUGUUCCCAGGAACAUUUCAGACCAUUGAGCUGACUGCAGGAAGUCCUGGGCAGUGGCUGCUUCACUGCCAUGUGACCGACCACAUCCAUGCGGGCAUGGAGGCCAUUUUCACUGUUCAUCCUAAAGAGUCAACAAAGUCACCAGGAUCAUCAAGGAUUGGUGACAAUAUUCCAGCCAAUGGGUCAGCAAAUUCACCAGGAUCAUCAGAGACUGGCAAAAUUUCAGGCAGUGCCUUCAGUCAUUUUAGAAAUCCAUCGACUGUGAUGUUGUGUUUCCUUGGAUUUGUCCUAUCAUACUUUGUAGCACACUGAAAAACAGAACAAAGUGACCAUGAGCCCUCAGAAUGAAUAUUUAUUGCUGUGAUGGUGAUGCUCACUACUUAGUUACCUAAUCUAGCAUUCUCACUGGAAACUUCUCAGCUUAUGAGGGAAACAACUACUGAACAAAUGAGAUAUACAUAUUAGUCUUUCUAGUUUUUGCUUUGACAUGCAAGUAAUGAUUUAUUUAAUUGUCUAAUCUUUCAGUUAAUAAAAUCAGCUUAAAGAAUGUGCUAUUCAAGCCUCUUGCGGCUACUUAAAAAUAUCAGUCCAUCACAGUUUUACCAUAGAGCUCCAUUAUGAUUUAAACAUUUAACUGCUAAAUAAACUAGAUAGUUUAGUCUCCAGCACAUUUCAAAUGUCUCUUCGGUCAGAAGUGAGCAUCCUAGAGCAGAGGCCUUGAAGUGGGGACUUUGGAGGGAACAGGGCUCUUGUGUUUCGUCUAGAGUACACUUGAUGAAGGGAGCAAUGAAAGACAAUGUAUCUUGUCCAUGAUCUUUGCCUGGAAUUUUACCAUGACAACAGCAUUCAUCAGCUCAUCAGCUGUACACAACAGGAAUCUCUUAUUAUUGCUGUUAUAGUUAUUGCUGCAACACAAAAACACUGUUUGGAAUUUCACCUCAGGGUUUGCAGUCUACAACAAGCUAAUUAGUGAUUAGCAGACUAAUUAGAUAAAGCAAACACACAAAAUGUGAAAUUAUUGCAUUGGUAGCAGAGUAAAAGUAAGAUGAAUAAUGAGUGUGUGAAUGAAAAAAAUUUGUUUUUAUGGCUUUACAUAUGAACUGGUUUUUAAUCAAUAUUUUUUUGUUUUAAGAUUGUUGUGCAACAUUUCUAUUUUUAAUUUGAACUAUUUUUAAUCUUAAUUGUGCACUGUUUAUGAACUUAUCACAACUUGUCAGCUGGAUAUAAUAAAGAAUAAAAUGAAUAAAAUAAAGAGACGGAUUAUUAAUGUUA
This is a messenger RNA of Carassius auratus (goldfish), 4843 nucleotides long. It is a transcript of the gene hephl1a, whose product is annotated as hephaestin-like 1a. Lineage: Eukaryota; Metazoa; Chordata; Actinopteri; Cypriniformes; Cyprinidae. The coding region runs from base 515 to 3883 and encodes 1122 amino acids. The record is from RefSeq and is a predicted model, not a curated record. The transcript is spliced from 21 exons. Gene Ontology annotation, molecular function: copper ion binding; ferroxidase activity. Gene Ontology annotation, cellular component: plasma membrane. Gene Ontology annotation, biological process: iron ion transport.